AUGAGCGGUGGUUUGAAGUGGGUCUGCGGCGGAUCGUCUCCCGGACCGGGACUGGGAAAGCGCCCUCGCCUCCUGGUGUGGGGAGCCGGGAGAAGGCUCAGCUGCCUGCGGGGCGACGACCGCAAGUUCCCAUGGGGAGAGCCCGUGAAUAAAUGAGCGGUUCCGCAUUUGCCACAUGAGGAAUGGACCUGUGGUUCAGUAUUCGAACCGUGUUUGCAAAUUCCCCCUCACUGUCACCUGUGAGCCUGAGGAAAUCAAAGGAAAUGUAAAGACGCUGGAGAUCUGCAAUGAAAACAGGAAUUGUUUGAAGCUAUUCUGACAAAGGGAUCUGAAACAUUAACUUUGUUCCUCGCUCCACAACUGAUAUUUACCUGCUGAGUGUUUCCAGCAUUUCUCGCUUUUUGUUUAAUAUUGUCUACACCUUGGAAUGGUUUAAGUCUCCUGGGAAGUGGAUCUGUGCACACGCGUUCAUUUUGUGUUGAUUUCCAGUCAAGAAACCAUAGCUUGUUCCAUUAAAUUACCCUGCCAACAAAAUUUCAUGUUGUUAUUGGAAAUGCGCUCAUCAGUUGUUGCUUACAAGGUUCACAAGAAUGAUGAAGACUUUAUACAUGAGGAGCUUUUGGUGGCUCUGGUCCUGUACUCGAUGGAGUUAAGAAAGAUUGUGUACAAGAUAAGUCCUACAGUGAGAGACUGAAAAAAAGCUCACAACUGGAAGUGAACAGCAGAUGAAGACUCGGGAAGAGCAACAAGUAAGCCAGCCCCAGAACUGAGGGAAGCAACUGGAGCCAACCCUUCUGAUCCAGAGUUUCCAUCAAUUGGGAGAAAACAUGAGUGCCAGAACCGGCGAUCGUUUUUAGCAACGAAGAUUAAAGGUGUGAAUAGCGGGACGACCCAACAAUUUCAGGAUUCAACAUGGCCACAGACUCAAAGGCUGCAAUCACGGAGCUUUUGUCAAAGUGGGACGAUUAUCAACUGUCUCAGUUGUCCAGGAUACACCGGGCGAGACUGGAACAGGCGAUUGAAGAAGAGGUGGAAGGAGUCAGCUUCCUGCUCACUUACAAGGGACAUAUCAGUGUACAAGAUCACCAGGAAGUCGUCAAACUCAGGGAGAGGGGAUACCGGGUGGAUGGUUCCAAACUCCUCGUCAGCCUUGUGAUAAAUCAGGACACUCACGUCCACAGGCUGAUAUGGAAAUCCUUCUUGAAACUGCACCGUAUUUUACCUAAAUUGGAGGCACUUCUCAAAGAGAUGCAAGAGCUCGCUUCAAAUCCGACCGAAGGUUUGAAGUUCGUGGAAUGUUUAUCUGACCAAGCUGCUCAGCUCAAAGAGCACCGGAAUUUGGGACCAACUGUCACCAUCAUUGUUGAAGGUGCCAGCGGAGGAGAUGCAGUGACCUCCACAUCAAGGAAACACGGAGGGAGGAAAUUAACUCGUAGACAGAAAGUUUUCAAGAGAAUUUUGCCAGUCGGAUCAUCAAGGCAAGAUGAUCAGGACACAGUGACUACGAAAGCAAAGCAAGGCCGGAUUGAGGGCAGUGUCCCAAUGGAAUGUGCUCCGACCUUGGAGGAAAGGGAAGGAAGUCAGCCCAGCGGGAGUGGGAUCAGAGACACGAUUCAGGGCCAUGGAACCGGCCCAAGUGAGGCGAUUGCCUGUGACGUAGGAGGCUCGUUAAUCAAGGAAUCAUCAAAUCUCAAGCAUGGAGCAGAACACCAGAUGUUGGGAUCACCUGUCACCACCAUGGCUGAAGAUGCAAACAGGGGGUUGGAUACAGUGACCUCAAAAUCAAAGAAGGACACGGAUCCAAAGACUGCGAUGUCUGAGCUCCUGACACAGUGCGGGGAUUACCAACUGUUCCGGUUGUCAAACUUCUACCGGGAGAGACUAAAACCUGCGAUUGAAGAAGGGGUUGAAGGGCUCAGCUUGAUGUUGAGAGAUGGGCAACAUUUCAGUGGACAGGAACAUGAGAAAGUCACUGAGCUCGUGGAGAAGAGAAACCGGAUAGAGAGUUCCAAACUCUUCUUCAGUCUGGUUAUGGAGAAGGGAUCCCGGGCCCGGAGAGUGAUGUGGGAAUCCUUUGUGAAAAUGCGGAAUGAGUUACCAAAGUUGGACAAAAUACUGAAUGAAAUCCAGGAGCUCGGUCGUGAUCCAUAUGAAUACAUGGACAUCGGCCGAGAUUUAUGUGAUUUAUCCGCACAGCUGAAGGAUGUUCAGCAGAAGCACAAGGAGACUCUGCGGGCACAAACUGAAACGAUGAGAGUGAACAGGAUCCUGACGAGGGAGAAGGUGAAGGUUUUCCAGCUGGUUGAUCGAUACAUUGAGCUCACGGUCAUUUCUGCUGUUCGAGAUCGGAGACUUGUGGAACAUGAGCUGCUAGCUAGAGGCCGAGACCAUGAGCAGUGGACUGAGAAACAACUCCAGGGAGAGCUAAAAAAAUUCCGGACUGAUGAAUUGUUCCAGUGCAGCUUUUUCCAGAGUAAAUCCAAAUCUGGGAGAUCGGCAGCAGUGGCCGGAGCGGCGGGUAUCGGUAAAACAACAAUGGUGCAAAAGAUUGUUCAUGACUGGGCCACGGGGAAAUUAUACCAACACUACCAAUUUAUCUUCAGCUUCAAAUUCAGGCAUUUAAACUCCAUAAACUGCAGAAUAAAUCUGAGGGAACUGAUUCUGGAUCUGUAUCCUUACUUUGGGAAUAUUCUGGAAGAGGUCUUGAAGAAUCCUGAGGGAUUACUGUUUAUAUUCGAUGGUUUGGAUGAAUUCAAGCACAGAAUCGAUUUUGCUGACAGUCGGGGAGACACAGAACCUCGGCACGUGUGCCCAGAUCCCGAGUGGCGGUGUGAAGUGUCUGAAGUUGUGUACAGUUUAAUCCAGCACAAGCUGCUCCCAGGAUGUUCAGUGUUGGUGACCACCCGCCCCACUGCCUUACAUUUAUUGAAAAAGGCGGAGAUCAGUGACUGGGCUGAAAUCCUGGGAUUUGUUCGUGCGGAACGUAAGGAAUAUUUCCACAGGUUUUUUGAAGAUCAGACGGUGGCAGCAGCUGUUUUAAAACACGUGGAGGAGAACGAGAUCCUGUACACCAUGAGCUACAACCCCUCCUACUGCUGGAUCCUCGGUCUGCUACUGGGCCCCUUUUUCACACAAAGACACAGGGACCCGCAGCAAGCUCCCAAGACAAUCACCCAACUAUAUUCCUGCUAUAUUUACAACAUUCUGAAAAACCACGGCCGUGAGAUUGAAAGCCCCCGUGAUGUGUUACUGAGGGUUGGUCAGAUGGCCUUCACAGGAGUUUCCGAAAAGCAGAUUGUGUUUACAGAUGGUGAUUUGAUCAAGUACAAUCUGCAGCCUUCCCAGUUCCUGUCCGGGUUCCUGAUGGAACUAUUGGAGAGAGAGGAUUCUGGCCGGAGCGUGGUGUACACAUUCCCACACCUCACCAUCCAAGAGUUUGUAGCCGCACUCGCACAAUUCCUGACUCCAGAUCCGGGGGAUAUCCUGAAACUCCUUACUGAAUUCCACAGCAUGAAGGAUGGACGAUUCGAGAUAUUUCUCCGUUUUGUUGCCGGUCUCUCCUCCCCAGGGACAGUUCAGGGGCUGGAGGAGUUUCUGGGUCCAUUUCCCCAUGAAACAACCUACCGAGUGAUUGACUGGGUGAAGGAGGAGGUGCAACGUCAGAGUGGAAACACAGGGAGUAAAUCUGGUAAAAGGAGCCUCCUGAACACACUGCACUACCUGUUUGAGUCUCAGAACCGUGGACUGCCUCAGGCCGCACUGGGAUCUGUGGAAACACUUUCAUUCAGUGAAUUACGACUGACCCCGAUUGACUGCGCCGUUCUGUCUCAUGUCAUUGGGCUCUGUGAUACAAUAAAUCACCUUGAUCUGUGGAGCUGCCACAUUCAGUGUGAAGGGAUCCAGCGGUUGGGACCCGGGCUGCACAAGUGCCAGGAUUUGGGACUGGGGAUCAACGACUUGGGAGAUUCAGGAGUGAAACUGGUGUCUGCGGCUCUGCGGGACCCGGAGUGUAAAAUACAGAGACUGGGGCUGGGGUGGAACCGUCUCACAGAUUCUGGUGCCGAGGAUCUCGCCUCCGCUCUCAGUACAAACCGCUCACUGACGGUGCUGGACCUGGAUAGUAAUGAACUGGGAGAUUCGGGAAUGAAACUGGUGUCUGCUGCUCUGAGGGACCCGGAGUGUAAAAUACAGGAACUGCGGCUGGGAAGGAACCGUCUCACAUAUUCUGGUUGCGAGGAUCUCGCCUCCGCUCUCAGUACAAACCGCUCACUGACGGAGCUGGAGCUGAGUGAGAAUAAUCUGGGAGAUUUGGGAGUGAAUCUGGUGUCUGCGGCUCUGAGGAACCCAGAGUGUAAAAUACAGAAACUGUGGCUGGGGCGGACCCGUCUCACAGAUUCUGGUGCCAAGCAUCUCGCCGCCGCUCUCAGUACAAACCGCUCACUGACGGAGCUGGAGCUGAGUGGUAAUAAACUGGAAGAUUCUGGAGUGAAACUGGUGUCUGCUGCUCUGAGGGACCCGGAGUGUAAAAUACAAGAACUGCAGCUGUGGGGUGUUGGUCUCACAGAUUUUGGUGCCAAGGAUCUCGCCUCCGCUCUCAGGAGAAACCGCUCACUCACGUGGCUGGUCCUGGGAUCAAACUCCCUCACAGACCGAUCUGUCCCCGCUCUCCGCCGCCUCAUCCUGACCCUCCCGAGACUGGAGCGGAUCUGGCUGGAUGGCAAUCGGUUCAGUUCAGAUGGACAGAAUCAGCUAAAGUCGCUGCAGGGUACCAGACCCGGACUUAGGGUGUCCCUGUGAACGUCCCAAUGUACAGACAUCCCCGCCCGCGGGAUGGUAAUAUAUUUGUUCGGUUUCCCGCCCUACCCUUUAAACGCGCGCGCGCUCCCGGUUUAAAUCCCAACGGCCGCAACGGUUCCCCGCGACUCCUCCCGCCGUGACGUCAGAGGGAGUCCCGCUGACACGUGACCAGACCGCUCCCACAAAUAUAUGGGGAUGAAUGCCCCCCUGUAGGGACCUGGGGAAUUACACAGAGAUGAAGGUCCCAGGACAGACUGGGACGCGAGUGAUCGCAUUCAGUGUCCAGGUUGGGUUGGGGCUGAGUCCGGGACAGGGCUGACAGAAUUCAGUGUCCGGGGUGGGGCUUAGUCUGUGGCACCAUUAAUUGCAUUCAGUGUUCGGGGUGGCGCUCGGUCUGGGACCCCAGUGAUGGCAAAAAGUGCCCUGCUGGGGUCUCAGUGUAGGAUACCAGUGAUGGCAUUCAGUGUCCCGGGUGGGGCUCAAUCUGGCACACCAGUCAUGGCAUUGACUGAGACCGGCGGCCAUUAGCCGGAUUAGGAACCUGUCUGGCCGUGUUGCUGAGGGGGUAGGGGUGUAAUUUUCCUCCAUUUAACAGCCUGUGUAUAUAGUGGCAAUAAUUUUUAAAAUACCACAAUAGAUGACCCUACACCUGCUGCGUUCUCGGACACGGCCUUGAAGUGUGAUUUGUAAUCAUUUUGCUGUUAAUUUUAUUGAAGAUAGAGAGCAUCAUGAAACUCCUUCUGGUGCGGAAUGAUGUUGAUAAAAGGGGCUGAUUAUUCAACAUGCCGCUCAUUGGCGCUUGUCUGUUAAUUAUGCGUUCAUGGCACUGAACUGUAAGCAGCUCAUUUUACACACACGUCAGAAAGUUACUCGGUGUUUACUUUAUAAUCGGCAAAGUGAACUCAAUAAACCGUGGUCAGUUCAGUUCUGA
This is a messenger RNA of Pristis pectinata (smalltooth sawfish), 5728 nucleotides long. Its product is annotated as NACHT, LRR and PYD domains-containing protein 3-like. NCBI's taxonomy places the organism in Eukaryota, Metazoa, Chordata, Chondrichthyes, Rhinopristiformes, Pristidae. Gene Ontology annotation, cellular component: cytoplasm. The transcript is spliced from 20 exons. Gene Ontology annotation, molecular function: protein binding. The record is from RefSeq and is a predicted model, not a curated record. The coding region runs from base 913 to 4797 and encodes 1294 amino acids.